ACAAGUCUAAGUGCUAGUGCUAUUGCUAUUUACAAACACAAUUGGGACCAGGAUUUCUAUUGCUAAAGCAAAGCCCGAUUUAACAACCAUUUCUGCCACCGUUCUUAAGCGAAUAACUGCCCUAGUUAAGUCAUAUGGUGGUUUAGCGAAUCUGGCUAAACCUCCUUCUGACUUUGCUGGCUGGAAAAAAAUUACAGAUUUUAGGAGGGAAAUUUGGGCGGGAAAAUGCAUGCUGCUGAUUGGCUGAUGCCUCAGCCAAAAUACUAUUUAAAGAGGGGUUUUUGCCUGUUGGCUUUUGCUGGGACCACAAUAAACCAAAGAGCUGUUGUCACUUGUAUCGUCUCCUGCCUCUUCAUUGCCCGAACCUAACAUUGGCGACGAAGGUGGGAUAUUGAAGGCAGUGAGACUAGGAAAAGAGCUGAAGGAGCAACGUAAUUUCAAACCCAGCCAGUAUCAAGAGCGGAUAUAUAGCGAUGUCUAGCUAUACGCCGCCAGCACCAGCCAAGGAGAAAUGGAGGUCGUACAUGGCUCGUUUCAAGUGUUUCCUCGAAGCUAACGAACUGCAAGGAGUAUCGGAUAAUCGGAAGCGCGCUUACUUCCUGAGCCACUGUGGGCCAGAAGUCUUCGAUACCGCCGAAUCGCUGUCGGAACCAACGCCGGUACAGUCGGUGCCAUGGCAAACGCUACAGACGACGCUACGAGCACACUACGCACCGGUGCCAUCGAAGUUUGUACAACGGUUCAAGUUGAGGCAAAGAGUUCAGCGAGAGGGCGAAUCGAUAAGCGUGUACAUGGCCUCAUUAAGGAAAGCCGCAAACCACUGUGAGUAUAGAGACUUGGAGGACUCUUUAUUAGAACAACUCAUUUGUGGGGUCAGGGACAUCCGACUACAGAGGCUGCUGCUGUCGAAAAGCAACCUAACCCUGGCGAUAGCCCUGGAUGAGGCCAGGGCACCCGAGAUGUCCACCAAAGCGGCAGAAACCUUACAAAAGCCGAACACGCCGAAUGCCGCAGCGAAAGCAACGCCAGUCCACAGCGAAGAAAUCCAGGCCGAAUCGGACGGUGAGGAAGAGGAAGAGGUUUUCCACACCGGGAGGCCGGAGAGAGGCGACCGGGACAGUGCGUGAGUUGCUUAGACCAACACCAACGACAGAAUUACAGGUUCAAAGACGCGAUUUGUCGGGGGUGUGAAAAGAAAGGACACAUAGCUCAGGCCUGUCGAGCCUCCCAACCUUCCCGCCAAAGAUUCAAACCGGCCAAUCAACAGGGCGCCGGUUCAGCGAAGCGGCCAGGGAUUGGCCAGUUCAAAAAAGGCACGAAGUCGAAUCACACCACUGUGCGAAUGGGCCACGCAUCGACACGAAUAGAAAAGAAAAUAUUCACUAAGACCUACAUCGAAGGAGUGCAGUGUAAAAUGGAGGUGGAUACUGGCUCAUCAAUCACAAUUAUGUCCUGGGACACGGUCGCACGGGAUCUGCCAGAAGUCGCGAAACGACAGCUGCAACCCCAAAAGCUGAGAGUGCAAGACUACCAGGGAAACCGGAUCCCUGUUAAAGGAGCCACAAUGGUCAGAGUAAGAUAUGGACAAUUCAAGAAAACCCUGCCGAUCACCAUCGUUGACGGAAACCUGCCCAGUUUACUGGGACUGGACUGGUUUUGAGCCCUAGGAAUGGGCAUAACCGGGAUCCACAGCAAUGGAGUCAACCUGAAGGACGAAUUGUUGAAGGAAUUCGAGGACGUUUUUCAAGACAGCCUGGCUAACUCAACCCCGAGGCGAUCGGAAGACUUAGCUGAGUCUGAAGAAGUCCAGCGACGCCAACCGGCUCCUCCGGAGGACAGCAGGGACGACUCUGCCAAUAAUCCAGGGCCAGAUGGCUCAGAGGAGGAGCUGGGAGGAACAAACAGUCCCUCCGACCAGCUCGACUCACUCCCAGGGAAUGAAUUGCGCAGAUACGAUUUGGGAAUCUAGUAUUCUGAUUGUGCAGGCACGCACACGCAGAGAAU
This is a messenger RNA of Ahaetulla prasina, 2004 nucleotides long. RefSeq lists its product as uncharacterized. The coding region runs from base 474 to 1127 and encodes 217 amino acids. The transcript has 3 exons. Lineage: Eukaryota; Metazoa; Chordata; Lepidosauria; Squamata; Colubridae. The record is from RefSeq and is a predicted model, not a curated record.